CGUGUGUCCUAGACACAAAUUUCAUUCAGUGAGAGCCUUUAGGUCUUUGAAUCAAAAAAGACAAUAUGUUGCCAAAGACUUCUCUUUUUCUCUGUUUUGUUGUAGUUCUAUUUAUCUUGAACACAUGUUUCUCUUUGGAGGACGAUUAAAGCUUUAUGUCAUCAUUGGAUGAGGAAGCCAAGGUUUUCCAGUUGAAGCCGAGGAAGAGGUCUCCAUGUAUUAUCGGCGUACGAUAUCGUAGUAAAAGAUGCAAUGGAAAAAGACUCUUCAAGGCAGAGAACUUCAAGAUUUCCAAGGAUUCAACACAAGGACGAAAAGAUGCUGAAUGACUGGAUUAAAAAUAAACAAAUAACAACAACAAUGACAAUUUUAAAAGCAAUCGAUCCCUCAAACUCCUGCCUCAGUCAAGACUGUGAUCCAAAAGGAAGCGAAAGUGAGACCUGUCAGCUCGACACAUCGUUUAUAAAUAGACUACAAGCAGUUCCUCCUCCUCUUACCCCUCACUCCCAGAGUUCUUCACGGCACGUUCAGCUCGCUUUUUUUCAGUUCACUGAUUUUUUUUUUUUUUUCUGUACUCGCCUGGCGGACUUCGCCGAAAACCAAGGUACUGCUCGUAGUCUACAGCAUAUUGACGAAAGGAGUCUGCUGUUAUGUGACAGUGUUUUCUAGGGAUUACGGUUCAUGAGUAUUAUUUGUAAAUUAAAGACUAACUAAGAAAAUUGAAUUAAAACUUGAUAUCGUAA
Molecule: messenger RNA, 743 nt
Organism: Stylophora pistillata
Lineage: Eukaryota; Metazoa; Cnidaria; Anthozoa; Scleractinia; Pocilloporidae
Source: RefSeq, a predicted model, not a curated record